GUACCUCACUACUGUUUACAUGUUUCAACGGUGGGGGGUGCGCGUUCAAGCGAAACGUAAAAACUAAGCUACCCUGUCGGAAAAAAAAAGUGAAUUUUUAAGCACUUCACCAACUUUUGUUUUCGAAAGCACACGUAUGGGAACAGUUGUCAACAAAAGAAGGCUUAACUACUCCGCGGAGUGCUCGAGCUCCCGUCGGAAGGCGGACUCCAAGUAUUCUUCCCCAUCAACGCUUAAAGAAGGAGAAAAUUCUUGAAAGUCCGCCGGAAAUGGAUUCUCCAGCGGGCAGUGUUGGUAGUGACUUGAGACGUCAGAAUGAAGAGCUUCGUGCACGUCUUGCUGGAGAGGCGGCAGAUCAUAAGCGUCGUCUCGACGCGUAUCGUCGUGCUCAGCAAGGCCAAGCUGCAUUAGUAUCGAGACUGCAAGCUAAAGUUUUGCAGUACAAGCAACGAUGUGCGGAGCUCGAAAGUCACAUGCUGGAGACACCCCGAAGCGAGGGUUAUCGCACCAGCACGGCGCUGCAGCCGGCCGCUCUUCCCGCACCGUCGCCGCCUUCCACCGAUUCGCGCAGGGAUGAACGCAUUAACGACUUGGAGACUGCUCUGCGUCGACUGGACGAGGAGAAACGCAAGUGUGAGAAGCUGGUAGCCCAGAAUAAUCUACUCCGAGAGCAACUGGAGGAGUCUCAUCAGCUAAAUGAAGCUCUGACAGGUGACUUGCAGAAACUGACCAAUGAUUGGGAGGCUCUGAGAGACGAGAUGGCAGUCAAGGAGGAUGAAUGGAAAGAUGAAGAACAGGCUUUCAAUGACUACUAUUCCAGCGAGCAUAACCGUCUGCUAAGUCUGUGGCGCGAGGUGGUGUCUGUGAAGCGUUUCUUCUCCGAACUGCAGUCCAACACGGAACGAGAUCUGUAUCGGGUCAAGAACGACUUUGAUUCAUCUGUUAGGGAGCUUGUUGGAUCAUUGAGUGGAUAUGCUAUCAAUGCAUUUGCAGCUCAAGGAAGUAAGGGCGAACCUCAAGCUUCAGUCGUGAGUUCGACCGCGCCAGACGUUGGAACAGUCGAAACGUUACGAGUGGAGCUCCGGGAGGUCGCCGCGCAGCGUGAGCACGCCCUGGCCGAGCUGCGGGAGCGGGACGCCCGGAUACAACGUUUGCUUUCUGAGCUGCAAGGAUUGGAGGAGCGGUGCGAGAGCGCGGAGGCGGCGGCGGGCGAGGCGGCCGUGUGUCGCGGCGCGCUGGAGGAGGUGGCGCGCGCGCUCAUACACGACUCCGAGCCGGACGCCAGCACCGCGCACCUGCACCUACCCGACCGUUCACAGAAACCUAGCGCGUCCCAGGCGGCGGCGGCGACGGCCUUCGCGGAGAGCACCAUAUCGGCGGUGCAGGCCGCACUGCACAAGUAUCAAAUACAAAUACACGAGUUGCAGGUGAAGUUGCAAAACACGAGAGAACAACUGCUGAGCAACAGAAAGCACUGUGAAGCCGCAGACGCGACCAUACACUCGCUGGAGACCAAAGUGCACGACUUGCAAAACAAAUUGGAUCAAUCUAACGCUGAUCUCAGCCAAGCUUUGCAAGAGAAAGAGUCACUCCAGAAGACCGUCGAGUCUCUGAGGAUCGACAAGAAUAAUCUGGAGAGGAACAGAGUGGAAAUUAACGCCAUGGUGGAGUCUCUAACGUCGGAUUACGAGAAACUUCAGAAGAUCAAUUCUCGCCUGGAGAAGACUAUUGAGGGUCUCGAGGGAGAGAAGAGAGCUUUGAACUCGGAAGUUGAUCGUUUGCACCGCGAUGCCUCGCACAGAGAUUCGGUCCUCAGGGCGGAAGAGGAACGUUCAGCUCGUCUCCGCGCGGAGCUGGUCUCCGUGCGGGAGGAACUCAACCAGGUCGCCCUGGCCAGGGACCUGCUGGACCAACAGAAGCUGGAAGCCGACGCCAUACUGUCCCAGAUGGAGAAACAUCGGAGUGACCUCGAAAUGGAAUUGGAACGGACUAUAAUGGAGAGAACUGAUCUGCAGGACCUCUCUGAGAAGAUGCAAGCCGCCAUCAGGAACUUGGAGAGUGACAAGAAGAAACUGCAGGAGGAUGUUAAAAAUUUGGAAGAUGAGAGGUCUUCGCUGUCGAGUCAGUCGUCGGAGCAGCAGAGCGACCUGAACUCUCUGCGCAAGGAGCUGCUGGCCGCCGAGCAGAACCGGAUGGAGCUGGAAGCCGACAAGUCCUCUCUGUACGAGAAGAUCAAGUUCCUAGAGGGGGAGAGGGAGAGGGUCGAACUGGAGCUACGUCAAGUCGCUAGGGAGCGCGGCGAGCUGAGCUCUCAGCUCACCUCGAUGGUCCGCAAGAAGGACACCCUCAACGAAGAGAUGAUCCGUCUCCAGCAGCGCCUAGAGCAGGCCAACGAGACCAUCGGCAGGAUCAACAGGGCUCUCGAAGAACACGUCAAGGAUGGAGAAGAGAAACAGAUGUUCAUAGACAGCUUGGAGAAAGACAAGCAUCAUCUGCAAGAGCAGCUGGCCGGCGUGAGGUCCGAGAAGGACGCGCUUGAGGCCGUGCUUUUCGACACGGCCAACAUGCUGGAAGACACCGACAACAAACGCAACAAGCUGGAGAGAGAGUUGCAGGACACUCUUGUGCAGCAGGAAAAUUAUAAAGGUCAGAUCGCCCGUCUGACUAAAGAGUUGGAAAACAGCGAGCGCAAGCUUCGGGACACGAAGAAUUCCAUGCAGCAACAGUCCGGGAAGAAGGAGGCCGAGUACCAGCAGAUCAUCACCAACAUCAACCGCACCACCGCCGAGAACAUCACUAAACUCAAGGAGGAGAAGGAACAAUUGCGUCAGACUCUCGAACAGAAAUUGAGCCAGACUAUAGCUUCGUUGACGAGCGAGAAGGAAGCUAGCGAGGCGGCCGCGCGCGAGAGAGAGAAGAAGCUGUUAGUGGGCCGCGACCAGCUCAUACUUCAGCACGACGAAGCCCUGCUCAGGGCUGAGAACGACAAGCAGCAGGCGCUGCUCAUGGCUCAUCAAGAACAGCAGGCCUUACUGGAGCGUCUCGAGGAGCUGAAGCGUGCGCUGGGCUGCGAGCAGAGCCGGCUGGAGCGCGCGCGGCGGGACGGGCAGGCGCGCGCCGACCAGGACCGCGGCUGCAUCAACCAGCUCAAGGAGGAGCAGGCGCAACUGAAGACCAAACUGGAGGAAGCAAAAGCCGCCGCGGAAGACGAAUGCGCUCGGUACGAGAAUCGAAUCAAGGAGCUGCACCUAGAGAAGGAGGCCUGCCAGCGCGAGGCCACCGAGGUGCGCGCCCAGCUCGCGCUCGUCGAGGACAAGCACGACAACGCGCACGCGCAGCUGCAGGACACGCUGCGGAAACUGAAGGAAUUGGAGAACGAAGCGGACAGUCUGCGCAAGGAGCUGACGGACGUGCGGCGCCAGCUCACGGCGUGCGGCGCCGAGCGGGACAAGUACGGCGCCAGCUGCCGCGAGCUGCGCGACCACGUCAAGCGCGCCGAGCACGAGCGCAGGGACGCCGCGCGCGCCCGCGACGACGCCUACCACAAGAUAGCCGGUUUAGAAGAAAGCCGCACGUCUCUGGAACUAGAACUGUCCAGAGUGCAGACCCUGCUGAAGGAGAGCGAGUCGGGCGGCGCGCACGUGCAGCGCUCGCUUCAAGCGGCCGAGGCGCAGCUCAAGCGCGAACGCGCGGCGCUGCAGCAGGCGCAGCAGGACCUCAAGGAGCUGCACUCCAGACUACAAAACGAGGCGGAGGAGCGCGAGCGGUGCGCCAGCGAGGCGGCGGCGGCGCGGCGGCACGGCGCCGAGCUGGAGGCCGUGCUGCAGGCCGCGCGGGCCGACCUCGCCGCCGCGCGCCAGCGGGCCGCCGAGCUGGACGAGGCCUGUCGCGCCAGGGACCAGGAAUUAGUGCUGCGUCUAGAAGACUGCCGCUCGAAGGAGCGUAGACUUGAAGAACUGAAGCACAACUUGGAAGUUUGUCUCGCCGAUGCGACGCAGCAAAUACAGGAAUUGAAGGCGCGGCUCGGCGGGUGCGAGGGCCGGUGCCGCGCGCUGGAGGCGUCCCUGAGCCAGUGCGAGGGCGGCAGGCGCGAGGCCGAGUCCAAGCUGUCGUCGGUGGUGCACAGCUUGCGGCGCGUGUGCGGCGUGCAGCCCGACGGCUCGCUGCAGCCCGCCGCGCGCCGCCGCCUCGCCAGCCCCGCGCGCCGCUACAGCCCGCACCGAGGUCGUGACCAUUCCGAGGAUCGUAACGAGAUAAUCGACGUCGACCCGGAGUUGAUCAAGAAGGGCGUCAGGAACCUGAUGCACGAUGUCUGUCAAAUCGAGAGGGAGAAGGACGACUACAAGUCCCAAGUGACCGUGCUCAAGAAGCAGUUGAAGGAGGCGACGGAGCAGCAGGGCAAGGGCGAGGGCAAGCUGCAGACGGCGGCCGCCAGCCUGCGCGCGCUGCAGGACGAGCGGGCGCGCCUGCACGCCGCCUGCGGGAACAAGGACGCGCAGCUGCUCGCGCUGAACGAAUCGAUACAGUCGAAGACGGUCGAGAUAAGCAGCUUGAGGGACAAGAUAACCAGUUUAGAAGCAGCUCUAAGCUCCGUCACCGAAGAGAAAGUACAGGCGGAGAAUAAAGCGGAAAGUCUGCGCGCGCAGCUGGCCGAGCGCGCACACGAAGCCGCCCAGCUGCGGGAGGCGCUGACGGCUGCCGAAGGUCGCGCGGCCCGCCUGGACGUGCGGCGCGCGCAGCUCGAGGGAGACGUGCAGCGCGCCGCCGUCGCCGCCAGGGACAGGGACCAGGCCCUCAAGAAACUGCAAGAGCGCUGCGAGGGCUACACGCGCACGAUAGCGCAGCUGGAGGACCGCUGCACGUCGCUGAAGGGCACGGUGGAGCAGCUGUCGGCAGCGCUGCAGCGGGCCGCCACCGCUGAGGGCGAGCUGCGCGCCGAGCUGGCCAAGCUGCAGCGGCAGCUCGGCGAGGCGCGCGCGCAGGGACAGAGCGCCGCCGAGAAACUCAGGCACAUACAGAAGAAUAUCACGAGUUGCGAGAACGAGCGGCGCGUGCUCACUGAGAAACUGGAGAGUGCCAAAUCGGCUCUCGGCGAGUUAAAGCGGCAGAACUCGACGCUGGAAGACCAGGUCCACAGACUCACCAAUCAGCUGGCAAACGUAGAAGUGCAACGAUCUGGCCUAGAAUCCCAACUGCGCAUGACGACCUGGGACGGCAAGGAGUCCAACGACGGCGAGCUGGAGCGCGAGCUUCACGAGCUGCAGCGAGAGCGCUCCGAGCUCAAAGCGAAGAACGACGCCCUCCAGGACACGCUGAGGAAGCUGGAGGCGGACCGGAGGAUGACCAGGCCCUCCGUGUUGAGGACCAAGAGCCACGACCGGACCGAGAAGAGCGUGUACUACUCGGAUUUGGAUUCAGGGCCAGAUUCGACUAAGGACUCGUCGUCGCACUGCUACAAGGACAAGGAGGUGCCCUGCAGGGACAAGGGACUCUCCACCGAGCUGAGUCUGCUCGAGCUGGAGAACAGAGAGCUGAGGAUGAAGAUACGACGCCUCGAGAAGGAACUUGCUGAUAAGGAGUCGGAGCUGGCGGUGGCCCGCAGCCGCUACCUGGGCGAGCUAUCCGCUUCAGGCCCGGAGUGCCGCGACGACGCGGAGCAGUACCGCCGCGCCGCGCUGCAGGCUGAGCGGCUGCUGGAGGCGCGCGAGGCCAGCCACCGCCAGCAGAUGCUGCGUCUCGAGAACCAGGCGGCGCAGCUCCGGGCGCAGCUGUCGGCGGAGAUCCGGCGGCGCCAGGCGUACGUGUCGCGCAGCGGGCGCGCCGCCCGGGACGUGCAGCGCCUGCGGGCCGCGCUCGGGGACUCGCUGAGGACGGUGUCGCAGGAUCCGGCCCUGGACUCUUACACAUUGGAACAUGAAGCCAGAAAGUUGGACAGCACCCUGGCUCACAGUCUACCGCCGCUCACCGACAGCUACGACUCAUCAAAAUAAAUACAACCUCAGAUUUGAAUCGCCGAAGAAAACUUAACAAGGGCUUAAGAGCUACCAUAGUGUAGCCGUAUGGCGUAACAGUAAAUCUGUUGUCCAGAACUAACAUAGUAAACGUGUCGCUAAAAUUUGUGGCGUAACAGAUUUAGUUCAGAACUACCAUAGUAAACGUGUCGCCAAAAUUUGUGGCGUAACAGAUUUAGUUCAGAACUACCACAGUAAACGUGUCGCCAAAAUUUGUGGCGUAACAGAUUUAGUUCAGAACUACCACAGUAAACGUGUCGCCAGAAUUUGUGGCGUAACAGAUUUAGUACAGAACUACCAUAGUUAAAGUGUCGCCAGAUUUUGUGGCGUAACAAAUUUAGUACAGAAUUGCCAUAGUAAAAGUGUCGCCAGCAUUUGUGGCGUAACAGAUUACAUAUAAAUUAGUGUUCAGAUAUUAAGAGAUGAUAAUUUUUAAACAACGAUUAUUCAAUAUAUUGAAGAAAUCUUGAAUGUGUUCAUUGUUGGCAUUACAACGCCAUCAAUUUAUUUCGGAUUAAGGUAGUGGUGUUUCUAAAUGUUCACGAGUACUCACGUUUAGUAUUAAAUGCACUGUUUAGUGCUACAUGUGGUCUGGCGUGGUACAUUAUAGCACGAGGUAAAUAUGUGACAAGUAUAGUGUUGCUUGGAACUCUGACUCAAAUAUUGUGUGGAUUGUUAUAUUUUGUUAUAUUAUAGUUUUGUUUGGCCUUAAACUUGUAUUAACUGCUGUUUAUAGAUUGUUUAGUAUCUGUGAAAGUGCGUAAAUGCGGGAAAAUUAAACAGUCGCUUCAUGUAAAAACUGAGACCUUAGAACUCAUGUCUCAAGGUAGGUGGCGGCAUUUACUUUGUAGAUGUCUAUGGGCUCCGGUAACCACGUAGCAUUAGGUGGGUCGCGAGCUUAUUCACCCAAAUAAGCAAUAAAAAAAAAAAAGUGUGUGUGUCCGCUCCGACGCACGACUGGAGUUUACUGGAUAUAAAAAAUUAAACGAAACAAUACGAGAAAUAGUUCUAUAUUACGACAACACGAUACACUACAGAUUAUUAACAAAUUAACGAGACACAAAACAAACGACUAACAAAUAUAUGAAAAUACAAUAAUGAGAGAAACGCGCGAUCAGUACGAGGCUUUGUGGCGGACUGCCGGCGCAGCAGCCCGGCGUCACCUGCGAUAACGCGGCCGCGCGUUGGCUCCUGAUUGGCGCGCGCACGCAUCACGCAAUCAGGAGCCAAUCAGGCGCAUAACGCAUUUCGUGUGACAUGCUAGUACGAUUUUGAUUGGCGCGCGCACGCAUCACGCAAUCAGGAGCCAAUCAGGCGCAUAACGCAUUUCGUGUGACAUGCUAGUACGAUUUUGAUUGGCGCGCGCACGCAUCACGCAAUCAGGAGCCAAUCAGGCGCAUAACGCAUUUCGUGUGACAUGCUAGUACGAUUUUGGUCCCCAUAAUUUUCAUACCCCGGGCCUAUAUAUGUAAAUCGAUUCUAAAGGAGUAAACUCCAAAAAGUGGCAUCUCGAGUUCUACCAAAAAGUCCACUAAAUUCUCUAAGCAAUAAGCUGUAUAGAGAUUAUAUUUCAUCCCGUUUUAUCUCGAUUCAUUUAAUUUCAUCUCAAUUGAUUAGAAGUCUCAGAUAAAACAACUCCACCUUAUUUUAUCCGUAUCAAUGUUCACUGCAUAUUAUUUUUCAUAUAACAAAAUAUACAAAGUAUUAGGCUGUAUGGUUUGUGAUACCUUCGUCUUUCCUGUUGCUACUACUAAUAAUACUACUCUCUUAUUGACACAAUGAACGCGCCACGAUGCCACCGCAGCUUGAUAGUUUAUGCAUCUAUUAGAAACACUAAACUAGAUUGCAGUUCGGUAAUUAAACAUUAGAUUUAAAUAAUAAUAUGUACAAUCAAUGUUUAAUUUGGGACAAUAUUGGUUUUCAAGUAUAGUCAUUUUUAGAAGACGUCGUGACCUAAAGGAUAAAAUAUUCGGUGCAUUCGUAUCAAGCUUCUCGUACGUUGUAAACCAAUGGUAGGCAACGGCUUGGCUCUGCCCCUGGCAUUGCUGACGUCCAUGGGCGACGGUAACCACUCACCAUUAGGUGGGCCAUAUUCUCGUCUGCUUAUACGGUAUUAUAAAAAGGAAAACCUGUACUCUACAAACGCACUGCUGCUUUACGUUAAAAAUAAAGCAAGAAUGUGCUACAGCUCAAUACUAAGAUGCAAUUCUCGCGGAGUCUUACUUGAUUCAUUCAAAAUAUAUACUGUGUUUAGUGAGAGUUUUAACGUUUUCGAUAACGUAAAAGUUAACAUAAAUUUGUAUGGGGUUAGAACGUUUGCCUACGUUUGCCGCUAGGGGCGCUGUUCCAACUGCAUACAAAUUUGAGUUGACUUUUACGCUAUCGAGAUCGUUAAAAAACUCGCACUAAGCACACUAUUAUUCGCAUCCUAUACGUGUUUUUUUACGUUUUCUACGUUGCAAUUAAGUUAUUGUCCCGAUGAAAAUGUUUUAAUUGUAUAAUAAUACGUCAAGGGAAUUAAUUAUACGUAGCAAUUAAAGGUAGUUGUUAAUUUAAAAUGAGUAAUCGCCCGUUGCGUUCAUGUUUUCCAAGAAGUAAUUUUUUUUAUUUGGCAUUUACGCAAUUAAUAAUUAAUUACGAAAAUUUUCCUAAUUUAUACCAGACGAUACGUUAUGUGCGCUGUUUUUAUUUUUAUUUGUAAUAUAUCAGUAAUUGCGCUAUUCUUGCUUAUGAUUCAGGCCUAGUCUACGAAGAAGUUUGAGGGAUAUCUCUGUUAAAAACAUCACCCCCAGAUUUAUGUUAUAUUUUUUCCGUUAGGGAAAUUUAUGAUUGAAAAAUACAGAUUAGGUCGUUUCCAUUAAAUGUAUUAUUUGAGAAUUGACUAAAUAUUAAAUGCGCAGCGUGCACUUGAGGUGCUCCUAUUAAGGAAUUUUUUUUUUAAUCUCACGGAGAGAAACGCGAGGGCGCGGGAGCCAUACGACUUUAUCGUUGUUUGCAUAAACACUUUCUUUAUGCUAUAUUAAAAAAAAAACUAUAUCUAUACUUCUAUACUAAUAUUAUAAAGAGGAAAGAUUUGUUUGUAUUGAAUAGGCUCCGAAACUACUGAACCGAUUUGAAUUUGAAUUCUUUCUCUGUUUGAAGCUACACGAUUCCCGAGUGACAUAGGCUAUAAUCUUUUUUGAAAAAAAUUAAGGAUCCUCUACUAAAACUCCAAUAAUGUAACCCAAGGUGUAAAAAAUUACCUAAAAUAUUCUUCACAACGCGUGCCUUGCGAAAGCUAUUGACGAUCGAAUAAAACAAUGUAUUACAACUUUGUAGAACACAUCAUUAUUUACAAAAAGUGUCGCGACAGCAUAAUAAUAUGUCUAACUAUUAUAGUUAUGCCAAAAUAAGAGUUCUUUUAUUUUUUUAAAUAAAACAACGUCAAAUAUUGUUGAAAUUUUUGUUAAAGACCCGAGCGGAGCCGGAGCGGGCCGCUAGUUUAUAAUAAAAAAGGAGUAGGUACUCAAAGGUAGACAGCGGCUUGGCUGUGACACCUCACUUUGCUGACGUCCAUAAGCGACGUUGACUCACCGUCAGCCGGGGCUAUGCUCAUUUGACUACAAGGGCAAUAAAAGAAAAGUUUCGGGGUAACGUGAAUGCUAACUAUCCGGCAUUGUCGAGUCUAUUCACCAUCAAGCGGACAAAAGACUCGUCUGAUAAUCUUAAAAAAAAAAACAUAUUUUUAUGAAGUCUAUAGUUGGAAAAAAAAAUACACUUCUGUGUGCUUAGUGCGAGUUUCUUAACGUUCUCGAUAGCGUAAAAGUUAGCUCAUGUUUGUAUGGAAUGGGAUCGUUUGCGUACGUUUGCCGCUAGGGGCGCUGUACCGACUGCAUACAAAAUUGGGUUAACUUUUACGCUAUCGAGAGCGUUAAGAAACUCGCACUAAGCACACGGAUCCAAAAAGGCAUUAUACUCUUUGAAAUCGAUUGCAGUUUACGCGGUCGGGAGUUGUUUCAGCGAUCUGUAGGUGUUUUUUUUUUAUGAAUUUUGGGAUUUAUUUUGAAAUUUGAGGAAAAAUCGGUAAUUUAAUGCGGUUUUCCCGUUCGGGCCACUUUGCGCACUCAGAGCUGAUACAGCACUAACAAUAGUGACUUCAAACUACAUCAUCAAUGAUUCGUUUAAUAUACCGCAAGCAAACAAUUCUAUACACACGUAUUAAUUGGCAAAAUAACUCUAUACAUACGUAUUGAGUUAUGUAUGUGGCAAAGCGUAAUUCAUUUUUCGAUUGGCUUUUCCUGUGACGUCACUGACUGUUUAAUAAUAACUCAUCAUAAUGAGCUGCAUUUUAUAGUUUUUUUCGCUAUCCUUUGUGUAAUUUCUGACGUGUUGAGAAUUCGCAUGGUUUUUUUUUUAUUGCCCUUGUAGACGAGCAUACGACCCACCUGAUGGUGAGUGGUUACCGUCGCCCAUGGACUUCAGCAAUGCCAGGGGCAGAGCCAAGCCGCUGCCUACCGCUAAAUACUCUCCACAAGCCUCGUUUGAAGAAGGACAUGUCAUAGCGCUCGGGAAACACCGUGGAGGGGAGCUCAUUCCAAAGCCGGAUGGUACGUCAAGGUCCUUUCCUUCGAGUAUGUGAGUCGUUCUAUGGUGAGCGAUUACAGUCGCCCAUAGGCAUCAACAAUCUUAGGUGCAAAGCAAAUCCGAUGUUUACCGCUCAGCAGUCUUGUCAAACUGCAUUUGACAAACCGUGCUCGGGAAGCAAUGUCUAGAAACAGUUCAUCCUAGAACCUGACAGCGUUUAGUAUCUUCUUUGGUUUAAUCUCGCCUUUAUUAUUGUCAAAUCGCCCUCAAAAGUGGAAGGGUUUUUUUUUGUAGCUUAAAUGUGUGGACGAACUCACGGUUCACCUGGUGUUAAGUGAUAACCGGAGCUAAUAAGACAUCUACAACGUAAAUGCCGUCAUCCACCUCGAGCCACGAGUUGUAAGGUUUCAGUUUUAACAGUACAACGGCUGCCCCGCCCUUCAAACCGAAACGCAUUACUGCUUCACGGCAGAAAUAGGCAGGGUGGUGGUACCUACCCGUGCGGACUCAUAAGACGUUCUACCUCCAGUCAAAUUGGUUUAAGCGGCAUUUCGCUCAAUACGCGACAUUCAUCUUUGUAAUUGAAGGUGCGUUUUAUUUGACAUUAGCAUCGACAGUCCGAUGUUUUUAAUUGAACUUCAAUUGAGAACUCCAUUGAACUAGCUAAAGAAGCUUUUUAUAUUAUUAUUUUUUUAAAUUUUAAAUUCUAAAUGGCUCUCCUGUAAAGUUGAAAAAUGUCGCUUAUACCAAAUGGCCUUUCACACCUCUAUUUAAAUUAUGUCCGUUGUUUCGAAUACUGUAGUUUCCGUGCUCGCAGAAGACCAAAGUGUUUACUUACCAGUACUUUAAAAUAUUAUGCUAACUGCCUUUUAACUUUUUUAUAAAAAAUAAAAUAGAUUAAAUUAUAGAAAACUAGCUGUACCCGUCCGCUUCGCUGGGCAUUUAAAAUUAACAUUAACAUUUCUCUCAUUAACGCCCCCGCAACUGGUAUAGAGAGUCCAACACACAUAUAAAUAUUAGCCUAUCCAUUAAGUACAUGUAUUUUCUACAUGGAUACCAAGUUUCAAGUCAAUCGGAUGCAUGGUUCAGUAGUUAUAACGGAGCAUCCGUAAAAACCACUGUAGAUUUAUAUAUUAUUAAGUUUAAGUAUAGAUGAGACGAAUAGGGUGCCUGUCAAAAAAGUUCCUUGGACUUUGAGGAAUGCAUUAGUGCGAUCGUACCACUCAUAAAAAGGACUGGAAUAUCUCAAAUAUGUCAUUUCUGCUUCAUUAUCGCAUACGUGCCUUUACUGCUUCUAUUAUUAUCUCGAAUAUUUCAUCUCAUGCUUAAUCGUGUUUCGAAUUGAAGAGCACUAUAAUCAUAAUUAUAGUGCCAUCAAAUUACUUUAUAUGUAAGUAGCAGAUCGGUUCGAAGUCUUGCCUCAAAAGUAUGCUGCCUGGAAAUUCCUAUGAACGUCCAACCAACACCUAUAAACAAAAUCUUUCUCAAACAAGUGAACAAAAAAUCGAAUUCCUAAACAAUAAUCUUAAAUUGAUUUUUUUGUAUUUUUGUAUUAGUAAAUAAUGAAUGAUAUAUUUAUUCAGUUAAUCAAUCCCAUAUAUUACACGCUUACUGAUAAUAAUUAUAUUAAUAUCGUGAAUUUUAUAAAACUUUAUUAGCACGUAAAAUGAGCACAAUUUAGGGAAGUCAGCGUGUAAAAUGACUAUUACAUCAUUGUAAUAAUAAAUGAACGUAUGUAUUUGAUAAAUUAUUUCAUAUUGACCAACGGUUAAAUAACAAAAAUUAACAAAAUUAUUGAAACGAACAAAAAUAGUCUUUAAGACCCGAAGCUUAAGGCCCAUGCUCAAUUCAAAGUUUCAACAUGUGACCUUUUUAGUUCUAUAUACAAGUAAUCAGCUAUGAAUCAUUGUGUACUGUUUAGAGAUUUGUAGAAUUAAAGCUAAUUCGUCACAAGAAUACCUGUUUGAUAACACGCAUGACUCAAUCAUCUGGACAUUGGAGGACACCAUUAUUGGCAAACAAAUCGUAUCUGUACGUAGGGAUUUUGUUUAAAUCAUCCGUCUUCUUCUUGUUCGCUGUAGUUUUAGAAGCCGUGAGCAGGAUAUAAUGAUAGUGGAGUGCAGAGUGCGGUGGAUAGAUAAGGUGUUGAGGUUGAACGCGCCGGAAGUACAGUCCGAGGCGAUUUUUAUGCUAAUGUUCUAGUUAAUUUUUGGCGCAAUGCUCACGAGUGAAAAUGAAUAUAAACUAUUUUUCGAAUAGUCUCGAAUUAUUUUGAAUGAAAAAUGUUAUAAACCAGUUAUCUUCGUUCACACUUGUUUACUUACUAUAAAACCAUUUUUCAAUUAACGAAUUAGGUUAAUUGGAUCAGGUUUUCUUUUUUUUUAAAACAAUGACGUAAUUCAUAAUUUUGCGUCCCAAAUAAAAACGAGUUGUUGUAACGAAAUGUGAUUUAAAUAAGUUUACAUUACCAAAAAAGUACAUGGGAAAAUAUCGUAACUGCCCACAUUAACAGCCCGUUUACCGCCCACUUUUCGAAGAAUGUUCUAGUCGUUAUGUAAUCCAAUUCAUUUUAAUUGAAAAUAAAAGAGUUCUUACAAUUCGCAAAAUUAUUCGCGACCAGCUUAUACGUGAAUAACGACAUUAUUAAUCGUGUUUGUUAUUCAAAUUAUUCAAGUUCAACUAUUCUAUUGUAAUUUUAGAGAUGUAUUCGUAAGUAAUUACCAUGAAAACAAUUCCGUCCAAUUGGGUUUUAAAAAUUAAAUUUUAAUCAUAUUUCCGCCUCGAAUUACUUAUGAAUCUUAAAAUUGUAGUCUUAAAAACACAAAUUUUUGGAUUAAAACUUUAGUAGUGAACGAAAUAGAAUUUAAAAAAAAUUAAGAUAAUUUUUACACGUUCCAAGUCGUAGAUAUCGGAUUGUCGAUGCACUGGUUUCCACAAAAUCAUAUCGCACUCGAAGGAAUUUACACUUAUCGCUAUGUAUUUUUACGUACCUACAGUUAUCAUAAAGCAAAUUUCAUAUUAUAGAAAACGUAUAGGUAAUCUGGUUUCGGAUAUAGUUAGUUGUAUUGAAUCACAAUUUGACCCCGCUGCGUAGAUAAGCAAGCUAGACGUUGCCUAACAUCCUGAUAAAAGCGAAUUGUUUUUAUGCAGCGUACUUAUACUGCAUUGUUAUGCAAGUUUUACUCUGCAUUCCAUUUCAAAACGAAAUCGGGAAUUCGAAAAACUUGUAAUAAAACGCUCUUAUGAAUGUGAUCAAUAAAGAACGUAUUGCGUGGGAAGUCUAUAUAGAUCCAGAGCAUUCAAAUUGUGACCUUUACAUUCACGGCUUUUCAAACCCACCAUAUUGCAAAUUAAGUUUAAUUUAGCUUCAUAGUUCAUCCCAUGGUGUGCUCGAUCUAUGCGUUAGAUCUUGUUACACAAUAUGGGGUGUGCCAGUGGUGAAUUAAUAUAAUACUUAUUUUAUCUAACUAGCUAGAUUGCUUGAUUAUCAUAGUUCUGUCGUACUUUGUUAGAAUUACGUUAAUAUGUAGGACUGUGUCAAUUCUUAUGUUACUAGAAUGUCGACAUACGACCGCCACGUCUCACUGCGUUUAUAUUUAAUAUUAUUGUGUGUUCUAUAACGUGUAAGCAACACUUUUUAUGUAUCUUUUUUACACUGAAAUAAAAUAGUAGCA
This is a messenger RNA of Bombyx mori (domestic silkworm), 14248 nucleotides long. It is a transcript of the gene Root, whose product is annotated as rootletin. The coding region runs from base 270 to 5990 and encodes 1906 amino acids. The transcript is spliced from 38 exons. The record is from RefSeq and is a predicted model, not a curated record. Lineage: Eukaryota; Metazoa; Arthropoda; Insecta; Lepidoptera; Bombycidae.